This is a messenger RNA of Adineta steineri, 981 nucleotides long. Lineage: Eukaryota; Metazoa; Rotifera; Eurotatoria; Adinetida; Adinetidae. The record is from the annotation of a GenBank genome assembly.
AUGAGCAUUCAAAGUAAUGUUCUCGGUCCGUUUCCAUCUCAUACUGGAUCGGAUCCAUUUGGAUCUUUGAAACAUUUUGAAGUUCUUAAAACACUUGGACGUGGACAUUUUUCUGUUGUUUAUUCUGCACGAAAUCGUUUUAAUGGUGUAUGUGUGGCUUUAAAAAAAGUUGAAUUAAGUCGAAUGGCUGAUGCUAAAGCUAUUGAAGAUUGUAAACGUGAAAUAAGUUUACUUCAGCAAUUAGAUCAUCCAAAUGUUAUUAAAUAUAUUUCACAUUUUGUUGAUGAAAAUGAUUUGUACAUUGUCUUGGAAUUAGCUAGUGCAGGUGAUUUAGCUAAAAUGAUUAAACAUUUUACUCGAACUAAUAAAUUAAUGCCAGAAAAAACAAUAUGGAAAUUUUUUAGUCAGAUUUGUAGUGGACUUGAACAUAUGCAUUCAAAAAGAAUUAUGCAUCGAGAUAUUAAACCAGCAAAUAUUUUUGUCAGUGGUGAAGGAAUUGUUCGACUUGGUGAUCUUGGAUUAGGUCGUUUUUUUGGUUCAAAAACAACAUCUGCACAUUCUAUGGUUGGUACACCAUAUUAUAUGUCACCUGAACGUAUUCAUGAACAUGAUCUUGGUUAUGAUUUUCGAUCUGAUAUAUGGUCUCUUGGUUGUAUUUUAUAUGAAAUGGCAGCUCUUCGUUCUCCAUUUUAUGGUGAAAAUUUGAAUCUCAUAUUAUUACGUCAAAAAAUUGAAGCACUUGAUUACACACCAUUACCAACUAAUUUCUAUUCAUCUGAACUUCGUCUUCUUGUAUCAAAAUGUCUUGUAUUAGAUCCUGAACAGCGUCCAGAUAUAAAUGAAGUAAAUCGUAUUGCUCAAAUGAUGUAUACAAGAUUUCUUACACCAGCAAAUAAUACUCCAACACCAACGUCAUCAUCAUCAUCAUCAUCACGUAAUGAUUCAGCUUCUGGAAAUCUAACACCCGUGAAUAAUCGAUAA